AUGUUCCGCGCAGCAGCUCCGGGGCCCUAUGAUGAGGCCGUCGCCAAGGCGACGGACGAGAACCUCACCUCCGAGGACUGGGGCUCCAUCAUGGAGGUUUGCGAUCGCGUGUCCGGCGACGCCAACGGCUCUCAGCAGGCAGUCCAGGCCCUGAUCAAGCGCCUGGCCCACCGCAACGCCAACGUGCAACUCUAUACCCUCGAGGUCGCCAACGCCCUGAGCCAGAACUGCGGGAAGCCCAUGCACCGCGAGCUGGCCAGCCGCGCAUUUACGGAUGCCCUACUUAAGCUGGCCAACGACCGCAACACCCACAACCAGGUAAAGGCCAAGAUCCUCGAGAGGAUGAAAGAGUGGUCCGACAUGUUCAGCAAGGACGCCGACCUGGGCAUCAUGUACGACGCCUACUUCCGCCUCAAGCAGUCCAACCCCCAGCUACAACCGCCUUCCGCGCCGCAGAAGAACAGCCUGACCGACGUCGACCGCCAGAAGGAGGAGGAGGAGCUCCAGAUCGCCCUGAAGCUGAGCCUGCAGGAGGAGGACAGGAAGAAGUCAGCCCAGCAACCAGCCCCCGCCGGCCCAAGCAGCAGCACGGGUCCCCAGGAGGCUGCCCCUGCUGCGCCCUUACAGCCCAUGCCUUCGGGGACUACCGCGGCGACGGUGAGUCGCGUGCGCGCUCUGUACGACUUCGUGCCGUCAGAGCCCGGCGAGCUGGAGUUCAAGAGGGGCGAUGUCAUUGCAGUCCUGGAGAGCGUGUACAAGGACUGGUGGCGGGGCUCGUUGAAGGGCAAGACGGGAAUCUUCCCCCUGAACUAUGUCGAGAAGUUGACGGACCCCACGCCUGAUGAGUUGCAGCGCGAGGCGCAGAUGGAGGCCGAGGUCUUUGCUGAGAUCAAGAACGUCGAGAAGCUUUUAACGCUGCUGAGCACGAACAGUGCGCCGCGGGAAGAGGACAACGAGGAGAUCUCGAAGUUGUACCACCAGACGUUGGCCAUUCGGCCCAAGCUGAUCAAGUUGAUCGAGAAGUACUCACAGAAGAAGGAUGACUUCACUCAACUGAACGAGAAAUUCAUCAAGGCACGCAGGGACUAUGAAGCUUUACUCGAAUCCUCCAUGGAUAUGGAGGUCCUCCAGGCCCAGGAGGUUAUCCAGGGCAAGGCCCUCCACCGCAGCAAGAGCCCCAAGGCUACGGUGCACCCCCAGGCCCAGGUCCAGGCUACCCUCAACAACAACAACCUUCACAAGAUCCUCAGAGAUUCUACACUCCCGCCCCCGCACAAGAUCAACAACAACCGCAUCAAUACCAAGCAUACCCUCCUCAACAGCAUCCUCAGUCCACCCCAUCUCCUGCGUUCCAGAGACCAAGCGCCACACCGGCACCCUUCUAUAUGGCUGGUGCAGAGGACAAACACGUCGCCGCCACCGGCGAACCAAUAUGUCCCUUACUCCCGCCCACCUAUACCAGGCUCACAACCACCACCACAAGACCAUCAGCGACCACAGAGCACAUACGGACCGGGCUCAGGUCCCAGCAACCCGCAGGAGCUGGCCACAUCCGUCUACGACUCCCCCAUCGCAUCACACAACCCUCAAUCCGCAGCCACCUAUACCUCCUCUGCUUAUUCGCCAGAUGAUGGACCGUCAGCACCGAGCGAGCCUUCAUACACCGCGCCAUCCGCUCCGUCCGCCCCUUCGGCCCCUUCCGCACCCGGUGUGCCCGGUAGUCUGAUGCCUGGCGCACCACCGCCGUUGCAGCCGAGCGGGCCCGCGUACGACGCGAGGCGCGCCUCGGGAGGGCAGUCGCAUUACAAGCCUUAUGUCCCUCCGUCGAAUGCUUAUUAG
This is a messenger RNA of Diaporthe citri, 1839 nucleotides long. RefSeq lists its product as uncharacterized. The record is from RefSeq and is a predicted model, not a curated record. Gene Ontology annotation, biological process: protein transport to vacuole involved in ubiquitin-dependent protein catabolic process via the multivesicular body sorting pathway. Gene Ontology annotation, cellular component: ESCRT-0 complex. Gene Ontology annotation, molecular function: phosphatidylinositol binding; ubiquitin binding. The transcript is spliced from 7 exons. Bases 1 to 1839 code for a protein of 612 amino acids. NCBI's taxonomy places the organism in Eukaryota, Fungi, Ascomycota, Sordariomycetes, Diaporthales, Diaporthaceae.